AUGAUUGUUGGUUCAGGCUCAAACAGGAACAACAAUAAUAUCGACGCGCUUGGGGCGGCAAUUUCAAAUACACAACAGCAACAAGUCAACAGCAAUGAGCAAACAUCGGAAUUCGUCAGUAGCGCAAAGCUUCCCGUCAUGUUCCACACUGAUGACUUAGAUAUCGUAGUCUCUGAUCUCGGCUCGGGCCACGACCACGAACAAAUUCUGACCUUCAGGCUUCCUGCCAAGCCGUCCUACCUCCUCGAACCUAAUUGUUGUGGCAGCGUAGACGAUAUCAGGAGCAUGCCCCAACGUUGCAAUUCCAGCCAUCGGGAAUGUCAUCUUAUUCCAGAAUUCCUUGCGGAAAUCCCACCAAACGAGAGCGGGUUUGAUCGCCGUAGGUGGGGUACUGCCGAGAUCGUUCCCGAAUUCGACGACAUCGACUUGCCCACAGCAUAA
This is a messenger RNA of Glarea lozoyensis ATCC 20868, 441 nucleotides long. RefSeq lists its product as uncharacterized. The transcript has a single exon. NCBI's taxonomy places the organism in Eukaryota, Fungi, Ascomycota, Leotiomycetes, Helotiales, Helotiaceae. The coding region runs from base 1 to 441 and encodes 146 amino acids. The record is from RefSeq and is a predicted model, not a curated record.